This is a messenger RNA of Lachancea sp. 'fantastica', 1308 nucleotides long. The record is from the annotation of a GenBank genome assembly. NCBI's taxonomy places the organism in Eukaryota, Fungi, Ascomycota, Saccharomycetes, Saccharomycetales, Saccharomycetaceae.
AUGCCUUUGAGCGGAUUAAAGGGUAAAACGGCGGGCAGUUCGGCACCUAAUGCGUCUGCCACAACAAGCACUUCAGGCAAACCUGUGGUAGACACUGACGAUAUCGACGAAAAUGACGAAUCGGGACAAAGUAUCUUGCUAGGGAUAAUUUCACAGCUCAAGCCUGGCUGCGAUCUUUCGAGAAUUACUUUGCCGACUUUUAUCUUGGAAAAGAAGUCUAUGCUCGAGAGAAUAACAAAUCAACUUCAGUUUCCUGAUAUGCUUUUAAGUGCUCAUGAGGAAAAAGACGAACUGGAAAGAUUUGUCAAGGUGGUCAAGUGGUAUCUUUCCGGCUGGCAUAUAGCCCCGAAAGCUGUUAAGAAACCCUUGAACCCUGUUCUUGGUGAAUACUUUACCUGUUAUUGGGACCUUCCCAAUAAGCAGCAAGCUUUCUAUUUUUCUGAACAAACCAGCCACCAUCCACCUAAAUCCUCGUACUUCUAUAUGAUCCCUGAGUCAAACAUAAGAGUUGAUGGUACGACUAUACCAAAAUCCAAAUUUUUGGGAAAUUCUACUGCAGCAAUGAUGGAGGGCCUCACAGUGCUUCAAUUUCUAGACAUAAAAGGUCCUGAUGGUAAACCCGAAAAGUACACAUUAAGUCAACCAAACAUGUAUGCUAGAGGCAUUCUUUUCGGGAAAAUGAGGAUAGAACUUGGUGAUCAUAUGGUCAUCAAGUCUGAGAAGUACAAAGUGGAUAUUGAGUUCAAAACGAAAGGUUUCAUUUCUGGGACCUACGAUGCUAUUGAAGGUGUUGUAAAAGAUCGCGCAGGAAGUGAAUACUAUGAGAUCUCAGGCAAGUGGAACGACGUCAUGUACAUUAAGGAUUUGAAAAAGAGAACAGCGAAGACCAUAUUGUUCGACGCCACUAAAGCACAGCCAUUAAAACCACAGGUGCGGCCUAUAGAGGAACAAGGCGACUUCGAGUCUAGAAAACUUUGGAGGAAAGUGACAGCCGCAUUAGCAAAACAGGAUCACACUACAGCUACGGACGAGAAGUUUGCCAUCGAAGACGAGCAACGUCAGUUGGCGAAGAAAAGGUCCGAGGAAGGCACACAGUUUCACCCCAAGCUUUUCAGACCUGCCGACCCCGGUGAUGAUUUGGAAUAUUACAUCUAUAAAAAAAUACCUUCGGACGGAUCUCAUGAAGAUCAGAUUAGAGCCAUUUUGGAAAUAGCUCCUGUUUUGCCAGGUCAGCGGUUCACGGAAAAGUUCGGAGUAUCAGGGCACGAGAAACACCAGAUUCAAAACCAAGCUGGGACGGCAGAUUGA